Anisakis simplex (herring worm) is the source of this 1134-nucleotide messenger RNA. The record is from the annotation of a GenBank genome assembly. Lineage: Eukaryota; Metazoa; Nematoda; Chromadorea; Rhabditida; Anisakidae.
AUGGCAAUGAAUGCAAUUGUGAAGCGUAUUCUCGAUGGCUUCAAACCAAAGGAUCACGGUUUGACGGCAGAUUUCUUACUGACGAAAUUAACGCAGAUGAAGGGAUGUGGUUGUAAAGUACCGCGUGCGAUUCUGCUGAAACUGCUUGAAGGCUUUGAGAAAGAGGAGAGCAGUGGUGACACUGGAAUCGGUAUUGGACUGGAUAGCUGUGUGAUACCACUUCGUCAUAAAGGAUUAUCCUUAGUGCAAACUACAGAUUUCUUUUAUCCACUCGUCGAUGACCCUUACCUUAUGGGUCGUAUAACGUGUGCGAAUGUACUGAGUGAUUUGUAUGCAAUGGGAGUGGCGCAUUGUGAUAAUAUGCUGAUUUUGUUGGGUGUUGCUCGUGAUAUGCAAGAGCAUGAACGGGACGUGAUCGUUUCUAAUUUCUUCGCUGGUUUCAAGGACACUGCUACGGAAGCCGGUACAGCUGUUCGUGGUGGACAGACUGUACGAUGUCCGUGGUUAUUGCUGGGUGGGGUGGCAACGAGCGUUUGUACGGAGCAAGAAAUGGCCGUAGUUGAUGGGGCGAAAGCGGGUGAUGUGCUUGUGCUAACCAAGCCAAUCGGAGGUCAAGUUGCCGUUAACACGUACGAAUGGUUGAAAAAAGGCACUGGUCGAAUCGAGGAAUUGAAUCUGGAUAAGACAAAGAUCUUGCGUGCUUAUCAGCAAGUACUCGAGCAGAUGUGCCGUUUGAAUCGCAAUGCGGCUCUUAUGACUCUCAAAUAUGCUACUCACGCAUCUACAGACGUCACUGGAUUUGGAAUUCUCGGUCAUGCCGAUAACUUGGCUAAAGCACAAAAAGAAGAAGUGCAAUUCGUAAUUCAUACUCUACCAAUAAUUGAGUAUAUGAAUGAAGUAUCGAAAAUAAUGGGUAAUGGUUUCAAUCUCUAUUCGGGAACGUCUGCCGAAACGUCCGGUGGAUUACUGAUCGCUGUCGACAAAGAAAAGGCUCAGUCGCUAUGUGACGAAAUGAUGCAGUUGGACGGUCAUCCUGCGUGGAUUAUUGGCGACGUGGUGAGUGGAAGUCGGGGUGCUGAUAUUGUCGAAAACCCGUCAAUAAUCCCCGUUCCAUCACGCAUCCACUCUUCUUAA